Molecule: messenger RNA, 5256 nt
Organism: Mytilus californianus (California mussel)
Lineage: Eukaryota; Metazoa; Mollusca; Bivalvia; Mytilida; Mytilidae
Product: vigilin-like
Exons: 25
Coding region: 177-3968 (1263 amino acids)
Cellular component (GO): cytoplasm; nucleus
Molecular function (GO): mRNA binding
Source: RefSeq, a predicted model, not a curated record
UCAAGGUGCACGAACUACACAGUGUAGUUAGUUCCUUUUGGAGGUGACUUGCAGCUUCCACAUUGGAGCCCAAAAAGAAGAAAAAACCAAUUUAGGACGGAUUUUUGGACGCAGUACUUAAGCUUUCAGCUAGUACUGUUCGACUUGGAACUCCCAUUUGACAAACGAGUUUGAAUAUGGCUACAAAUAUGGAGGUUCCACAUAUUGAAGAAGUGGCAUAUGUGCCAAAUGCACCAACAAGUCCACCAACAUACAGCGACGCUUUCCCAGAGUUGCCAAUGCCAGCACCGAGACCAGUUGCUGAUUUGCCAGUGACAGAACCUACUAGACCUUGGCCAGCUAACAACAAAUUUCUCAUGAGGUCAUCUACAUGCACACAAGUUUUUACUGUUCCUGUAGAAGAGAGACGGUUUAAUGAUCACAGUUUUGGUGAUGAAACAAAACAAGCAGAAACAUGCAAAGAAAUAAUGGCUAGAAACAAUGUAUCCAUUGAAAUGAGUUUAGCCAAAGAUCAGAGUCUGACAGUGGUUAUUCAUGGAAAAGACAAAAAUGUGAUGCAGGCUAGGAGAGAGAUUGUUGCCAGGCUACAAACACAGGCUCAACUGGGCCUAAAAAUACCAAGGGAACAUCAUAGAUACAUUUUGGGGAAAAGUGGCAAGAAACUUCAGGAAUUGGAAUUGAGUACAUCAACAAAAAUCUCCAUUCCAAAACCUGACGAAGGAUCCGACUUGAUUAGAAUCACUGGCACCAAAGAGGGGAUAGAGAGAGCUAGACAUGAAAUACAAUGUACAUCUGAUGAACAGGCAAAACUUGCAUUUGAAAGACUACCAGUGCCAAAAAUAUAUCAUCCCUUCAUAUGUGGACCAAAAAAUGAAAACGUUGACAGACUGAUAAAAGAGACUGGUGCCAAAAUAAAUGUCCCCCCACCGAGUGUAAUGAAAGAUGAGAUUGUUAUAUCAGGAGAUAAAGAUGGUGUGGCCAAAUGUAAAGAUGAAAUUAUGAGAAUUUAUAUGGAUAAGAAAAGAAAGUGCCAAACAGUAUCAGUAGAAGUAAGGAAAACCCAGCACAAGUAUAUCAUAGGACCGAGAUACAGUGGAAUACACGAGAUACUUAAAGAAACAGGAGUAGCUGUCGAAGUUCCCUCCCUUGAUGAUAACAUAGAAACUAUAACCUUAAGAGGAGAACAAGAUAAACUGGGACCAGCGCUAACCAUGGUGUAUUCAAAGGCAAACAGUAAUGUGAUGUCAGAAGUUGGUGCCCCUAGUUGGCUACACAGAUACAUCAUUGGUAGAAAGGGACAAAACAUCCAGAAAAUUACUGAACAAUUUUCUAAGGUACAUAUUGAAUUUACUGAAGGAACAGACAAAAUAAACGUAGAAGGCCCACCAGAGGAAGUCAAUGAGGCAGUCAAAGAAUUAGAAGUCAUUGUUAAAGAUCUGAAAAAGAGGAUGUCAUUUGCUGAAAUAUCAGUCGAUCAACGUUUUCACAAACACAUUAUUGGAAAAAAUGGACAAAAUGUUACACGGAUUAAAAAUGAGACAGGUGUUGCUAUCAAGAUUCCAGCUGAUGAAAUGAACAGCCCUAUAAUUAGAAUAGAAGGUGACCCUAAAGGAGUGGAGAAGGCCAAGGAGGAAUUAUUGCUAAUGGCUCGAAGAAUGGAAAAUGAGAAGACCAGAGACAUAAUCAUAGAGCAGAGAUUCCAUAGAACACUAAUCGGUGCCAGGGGAGACAACAUCAAAGAAAUCAAGGAUAAAUUUAAUCAAGUACAGAUAACAUUCCCUGAUCCUGGUAAAAAGAGUGACAUUGUACAGUUACGUGGACCUAAAGAUGAUGUGGAUAAAUGUUACAAGUAUCUUAUCUCAAUGCACACAGAUAUGAUUGCUAGCAAUUAUAAAGCAGAAGUACACAUCUUCAAAGAUUUCCACAAGAACAUCAUUGGUAAAGGAGGAUCUAAUAUUAGAAAGAUAAGAGAUGAGACUGACACAAAGAUAGAUUUACCAAGCGAGAACGCUGAAUCCGAUGUUAUAGUAAUUACUGGCAAGAAACCAAAUGUGGAAAAAGCAAGAAAAUUAAUUGAAGAUAUUCAGAAAGAUUUGGCUAAUAUCAAGGAAGAAAAGAUAGAAAUUCCUCACAAUCUGCAUAACUCUAUAAUUGGUGCUAAAGGCAGGUUGAUACGGUCCAUUGCUCAGGAAUGUGGUGGUGUCAUUAUUCGUUUCCCACAACAAGGAUCAACUGCCAACACGGUCACAAUCAGAGGACCAAAGAAUGAUGUCGAAAAUGCAAAGAAACAACUUCAAGAAUUAACCAAUGAAAAACAACAAUCCGGAUUUACUGCUGAAGUAAGAGCUAAGCCAGAAUAUCACAGAUUCUUGAUCGGCAGAAAUGGUUCAAAUAUCAGACAGGUACGAGAGAGAACUGGAGCAAGAGUUAUUUUCCCCAGUCAGGAUGAUGACAACCAAGAGUUGAUUACAAUCAUUGGAAAGAAAGAAUCAGUUGAUCAAGCUAAAGCAGAACUAGAAGAAAGAAUCAAGAGCUUGGAUGACGUCGUAUCUAUUGAAUGUCAGGUACCAACAAAACACCAUAGACACUUUGUAGCUCGUCGUGGUGAAGUAUUAAAGCACAUCGCUGAUGAGUAUGGUGGGGUUACUGUCAGUUUCCCUCGUAGUGGCAUUAAAUCUGAAACGGUUGUAAUCAAAGGAUCUAAGGAUUGUGUUGAGGGAGCUAAGAGGAGGAUUCUGGAAAUUGUUGCAGAUCUCGAUGCACAGGUGACAGUUGAAUGUGUGAUCCCUCAACAGUAUCAUAGAACUGUCAUGGGUAAUCGUGGAAUGAAUGUUCAGGAAAUUACACGAGUUCAUGAAGUGGGCAUUAAAUUUCCUGACCGUGCUCCACAACAGAAUGGUGGAGGUCAGAAUGAUGGUGGACAGAAUGGAGCAGUUCCAGCAGAGAACAGUUUACCAAAUGGUGAUGUUAACGGGGAUGAGGCAGGUCACAACAAAUCCGAUAUCAUUGUUAUAACUGGUAAACCAGAGAAUUGUGAGGCAGCUAAACUGGCAUUACAGGAUUUGGUUCCGGUCACUGAAGAAAUGACUGUGCCAUUUGAUUACCAUCGAUAUAUUAUCGGUGCUAAAGGUAAAGACGUUCGUGAAAUGAUGGGAGACUACGAUGUCAACAUAUCAAUACCCCCAGCAGAGGACCAUAGUGACAAGGUCAAGGUUACAGGACCACCAGCCAAUGUCAAACGGGCAUUAGAGGCUCUACAGGAGAGAUGUGAUCAGUUAGAAAAGGAAAAAGAGGAUAGAUUAUUGAAAAGCUUCCAAGUGAAAUGUGAGGUGGAUCCUCAGUAUCACUCUAAGAUCAUUGGACGUCGUGGGGCCGUGGUUAACAAACUACGUGAUCAGUUCGAUGUUAACAUUCAGUUCCCCGGUAAAGAGGAUCCUGAUACUAAUAUCAUAACUAUCACUGGAUACGAAGAUAAGGCCAAUGCUGCCAAGGCAGAAAUUCUUAAGAUGGUCAGAGAUUAUGAGGAAAUGACUUCUAUUGAAUGUAAGCUUGAUCAUCGCGUCCAUCCUCGUAUUAUUGGUGCUAAAGGCAAGAACAUCCGUAAAUUAAUGGAUGACUUCAAAGUGGAUAUCCGCUUCCCAAGGGGUCCCGAUGAAAAUCCUGAUAUUAUAUAUAUCUCCGGUGGAGAGGAUGACUGUUACGACUGCCGAGAUCAUCUGCUCAACAUUGAAGAGGAAUUUCUUCAAGAUUUUAUUGACCAGGAAUAUCUUAAGCAACUGACGAAACCCCAGAGAGAUCAGGGACCCAGGAAGGAAAGGCCAGGGGCAGGUUUCACUGUUACUGAUGCUCCUUGGAAUCAAUCUCAGGUUCCAGACACUAUGAGCAAUGAUGAUUUCCCAACUUUUGGGGCUGUAGUACAGCCUAAAUCUAGCCAUGCUUGGGGACCAAAACCAGGUGGAAAACGUUAAAAUGUGGACUGAACAGUUAGGGUGGGAGGGGGUAGAAUAUGAUUUACAUUACUGUAGAACUUUAUUCACAGUUGUGUAUAAAGAUGUAACUUGUAAUUUUGCAUUUAUAUGAUAUUUAUUGUUUAAAUUUAAAAUAUUGGAUUUAAAUUUGAAAAACAUAUAUUUUUAUUAAAAUUAAAAUACCAAAAAUAUAUUACACACAUGUGAUACACAAUAAUUGUACAUAAAAUAAAGAAUAUAUAUAUAAAUGUGAUAGAUUAUGUGACUAAAAUGAAAUAUUUCAAAUAAGUUAAUUUUCUGUACAAUUAAAUGAUAUCACAGUAUACAGAAUGAAAGAAAAAAAGAAAAUAUCUUUUAGUCUGACAAGGGUAGAUAACUGUAGUGCUCAGUCAAGGGGCAGAUAACUUAGUGCUGUGAUUCUAGAAUAUUAUAAUUAUACUGCUGUUUGGUUGUGUACAUUGUCUCAAAACCAAGAAAUAUAUUUCCCCAUUUCCAUUUGUGGUUUUAAUACCCAAUAUCUAUAGGUUUUUUCCAGUUAUGGGUUUAAGAGGAUUUAAGAGCAUUUUCAUGAAUUUUAUCAUUUUCUGAAGACUGCAUAUCAGUUCACAAAACUUGUUUUAAAACGAUCGAUAUUGGAAACUGGGAAGUAUAAUCAUUCAUAGCAUAACUAUAUCAUAUAUUAUACGUGUAUUUUAUGCCUGUUUUGAAUAUUUUAUUUUUUGUGGUAAUUGGGAAUACAUUUUUUUUUUGAGAAUGAGUGAGUUGUUGAUUAUUUUUUUUAUGUAUAAGUUACACUUUUACAAUGUUUUUUGGUCAGUGCAUGAUUAAAUGCCCUUGUUAAGUAUAAAUUUGAUUUUAUGAGGGCUUUGAUUUAUAUGUAUAAAAUAUUCAAAUACCAUAUGCAAAGCGAGACUAUUAUAGUGUUGAGUGAGAAUAUUGUUUGUUAACUAGAUUUUAUCGUAUACCCUAGUCAAAAUUUAAAUGUGUAUCAUUUAUUUCAACGAAAAUUUAACAUAUGAAAUGUAAUCAUUAUCAUACAAAAAAAGUGUAAAUUUAAUAUUAAAUUUAUUUAACACUUAAAUAUUAUUAAUAAGGUUGUAUAUGUCUAUGAUGUAUACACAAAAUCACUUUUUUUGUUGACACUUUUGAUGCAAUUGUUUAAGAUUUACCACUUAAUAUUUAUGGACAAUGAGGUUAUAAUAUAUAUAUUGUUGUCAAAAUUACUGACAUUUUAUGUACAGAUGUACAUUGAAUAGACCAAGAAUACAAAUAAAGGAAGAAAUAAAAA